GUCUGCGCUGGAAGCACGGUGGAAACCAUGGGGCACACCACUGUUACACCAAACACACCAGCUAUACAAUCCUCGAUUUCUUCCGCACCGAACCUGGUUGGUACAACUGGGCUGUCAAAGGAUUGCGCUGGAUGCGGGAAACAUAUAACCGAACGCUUCAUGUUGAAGGCACUGGAUCUCUUUUGGCAUGAGGAUUGUCUGAAGUGUGGCUGCUGUGAUUGCCGGCUCGGUGAAGUUGGCUCAACUUUGUAUACUAAAGCAAACCUUAUACUAUGUAAGAGAGACUACCUUAGACUAUUCGGCACGACUGGUUACUGUGCGGCAUGCAAUAAGGUGAUACCAGCGUUCGAGAUGGUGAUGCGAGCAAAAAACAAUGUUUAUCAUCUGGAGUGCUUCGCAUGCCAACAAUGCAAUCAUAGAUUCUGCGUAGGCGAUCGUUUCUAUUUAUGUGAUAAUAAAAUUUUAUGCGAAUACGAUUACGAGGAGCGGCUUGUUUUUGCCAAUAUGGCAUGUAAUCCAUCUAGUAUAGCACAUAUACGGAGGCAAGUUAGUACUUUACAGUCAAUCGAAGAAAAUAACCCCUCCGGUACUGUCGACGGUGGACGUUUCCCACCAGCAUACCCUAAUCGAUCUUCAUACGUAACGGAGAAAAGCAGUAUUGCAGCAAAUCAGAACCUACUCCAACCAUGUCAUCAACAUGUUGCUGCAACGAUACAAAUGACGGAAGCGCCGGCCAUACCAGCGCCAUCCUCGUAUGUACAAUCCAUCAAGUCAUCGCCUUGUCCAGCCACAUCAUCGGGUAAAACACAACCUCUCAUAAAACAUCAAACCGAAAACAACAAUCCACACCUGCACAAUCCUGCAUCUCAACAGCAGCAUCAGCACCAGCAGCGUCCAAGCAACCUAGGACUUAACCGAGACGAUGGAUCCAGCGGAUAUGGCAGUCCUGAUUCGGAAACAUUCGAAACGCCAAACAACCAAUGACGCCCGUGAAA
Messenger RNA from Anopheles coustani, 995 nucleotides. Its product is annotated as LIM/homeobox protein Lhx3-like. Gene Ontology annotation, biological process: positive regulation of transcription by RNA polymerase II. The record is from RefSeq and is a predicted model, not a curated record. The transcript is spliced from 3 exons. Lineage: Eukaryota; Metazoa; Arthropoda; Insecta; Diptera; Culicidae. Bases 28 to 984 code for a protein of 318 amino acids. Gene Ontology annotation, cellular component: nucleus. Gene Ontology annotation, molecular function: DNA-binding transcription factor binding; transcription coactivator activity.